Theobroma cacao (cacao) is the source of this 1119-nucleotide messenger RNA. RefSeq lists its product as uncharacterized. Gene Ontology annotation, cellular component: cytosol. The record is from RefSeq and is a predicted model, not a curated record. Gene Ontology annotation, molecular function: metal ion binding. Gene Ontology annotation, biological process: protein histidyl modification to diphthamide. NCBI's taxonomy places the organism in Eukaryota, Viridiplantae, Streptophyta, Magnoliopsida, Malvales, Malvaceae.
UGUCUCACUCGUUCAUCCCCAACCAGCUGACAUCCAGCAUCCCAAGACCAGCAAAAACGCAAUUUUUUUUUAAAAAAUAAUAAUUAAAAAAUGGAGAAACCGGCGGCUUAUUUUCUUCUUCUUCUGAUGACGGCGGCGACGGCGCCACUUCUGGUGGAAUCGAGCGACGACACAAACCACGCGUACACGCCGUGCUCGGACACGAAAAUCCAGUUAUCGGACGGGUUCACCUUCGGGAUCGCGUUCGCAUCAAGGCAGUCGUUCUUCUUCAACAGCUCACUUCAGCUGUCUCCUUGCGAUCGCCGACUCUCUCUAUCGAACUCCAACUCUCGCGUAGCUCUCUUUAGACCUAAAGUUGAUGAGAUCUCUCUCCUCACCAUUAACACCUCCUCUUUCUCUCCGGACUCAGUUGGUGGGUAUAUGGUUGCAUUCGCUGGUCGAAAAUACGCUGCAAGGUCGCUGCCUGCUUUUGUCGCAAACAAUACAUACACUGUAACAAGCUUCACUCUUGUGCUUGAGUUUAAGAAAGGCAGGCUGCAAAACUUGUAUUGGAAAAGGGAUGGCUGUGCUCAAUGUUCGGGAAAAUCAAAUUUUGUGUGCCUAAACAAGCAAGACUGUGCAAUCAGUACAAAUAACUGCAAAAACCAUGGAGGGUCUGUAGAUUGCAGCCUUGGGAUACAGCUUGCAUUUUCUGGGACAGAUAAGCAUCUUUCUGUUCUCAACUCAUGGUAUGAAGUGGAGAAUCUUCGACAGUACUCGCUGUAUGGUCUCUAUUCUAAUCUCAGGGAUUCACUCAGUAGCCAGUAUAACAAGAUCCUUUAGUGGUGCUUCUGAUGGUUGGUUUCAUUUUUUUUCUUACUGGUAUGUUGUAAUUCUUUUCCUUCUGCUUUUCUAUCAAUGUUAUGUCUACAUCUGUCUUUGCCUGUAUUCCUUUGGGACAAAACUGCUGCUCUUACAGUUUGAAGAGAGUUGUGUGCGUAAAUUGUGUACAAUAGCUUUUUUUUUGUGAUUACACAUAGAAAUAUGAUUUAUUUUAGUCUUUCCUCCUUCGUGCUAUUUAGCAUUUUAACUUUUGAUGUUAUAAAUUAAUUUCUUGAAACAUUUUUUCAUUUGGUUGGA